Symbiodinium pilosum is the source of this 361-nucleotide messenger RNA. The record is from the annotation of a GenBank genome assembly. NCBI's taxonomy places the organism in Eukaryota, Dinophyceae, Suessiales, Symbiodiniaceae.
GAAUCCUCCAGAAGCCCCAGCAGCAGCCGAAGAGGCAGACGGCCGCGCACAUCGCCCUGAUGCCAGUGCCAAGGAGGCAAGCCGCAAGGAAGCCAAGGCCAAGAUCCCGGAGAAGCGUCCGGAAGAGCCUCCGCCGAAGGAGGAGCCUGAGGAGCAGUCUGCCCAAAUGGGCUCCACCGAGGAGCCUGUUGGCUGGCUACCAGAGGGCCACGAGUGCAACACCUGCAAGAAGCAAGUUUCCGCCUUUGGCGGGGUCUUCUGCGGCCGUCGGAAAGCUGGCUUCAUCCCCAUUGCAGGCUGCGGAGCCGCAGUCUGUUGGAGGUGCAUGAACCGCUCUUCCAAGGAUGCGUCCUUCGGCAAG